This is a messenger RNA of Pocillopora meandrina, 421 nucleotides long. NCBI's taxonomy places the organism in Eukaryota, Metazoa, Cnidaria, Anthozoa, Scleractinia, Pocilloporidae. The record is from the annotation of a GenBank genome assembly.
AUGCAAAUCUGGGACUGGUUAAGAUCCCUGCAGAUGAAGUCAAUUGACGUGGAACAUCACAUGGUACCGAAACACUCUCAAACCUCCAUCCUGAAGCCUCAGUACAGCUGCCAACAGCCGAGACCUCGCACUCCCGACACAUUCCUAUGCUACAAGAACCGAUACUUGCACCACACGUUUGAUUAUUUCGCAUCCAAACAUACUGUUUCCAUCCCGCCCUGCUAUGAUUACUCUAGUGUGGGUUCUUAAAGUAUUUCCUGAUGUGCAUACCGGGUUGGGACAGUUUGGGAAGCCUUUUUCUUUUAAUUUAAACCCGUUAGUUACCCUAGUCCAUGACGCUAUCCACAAGCAGCCGCUAGCAAGACAUGCCAAAAUCAAAGAGCAGUUUGAGAAGAUGGAAAGCGAAGUAAAGAUAUGCUGA